CUGGUUUCUGGAACUUCUUUUGGAGCUUUCAAAAGUUGACGGUCGCAAUCUCACUGGGAGAAUAAACCAACAUAAGGUUUUAAAAGGCCAUGGUAGCUUUGGGAAAAUUUAUCAAGGAGUUUACGAAGGGGAAACUGUGUGUGUUAAGGUCCUGAAGGAAAUUCGGACUUCUGCGAGCGAGGGGGUCAUCACAAAAUUCUGUCGAAGGAUGAUGCGUGAAGUCAAAGUUUGGACGGCGUUACAACACUCAAAUGUUGUCACGUUUCACGGAUGGGCAGUUGAAUGCUCUACGGAAACUGACGAAACAUGUGCCAAACUUGUUUCCACCUGGUGUGAGGGAGGAAAUGUAACAGAGUACCUGAAGCAUACUCCAAAUGCUGACCGUCGUCGAUUGGUUCUUGAUGCGGCCCAGGGCCUCCAAUAUCUUCAUGCCAAGAAUGUGAUUCAUGGUGAUGUUAAGCCGGAAAACAUUGUUGUCAAUGGAAAAGGAAUCGCCAUGCUCUGUGACUUUGGGCUGUCCUGUAUUCUUCUUGAUCUCUCCACAUAUGCGGAUGGAUCAAGCACUGCUGGCACUGCAAGAUAUACUGCUCCGGAGGUGCUGAAUGGUGAGGUGCAGUAUCGUGAUGGCAAAAGUGAUGUUUGGGCUCUUGGCUGUACAUCUGGACAGAUACUUUUUGAUCUGAAACCAUAUCAUGAACUGGAGACUUACCCAGCAAUCCUACGUGCAAUAAUGGCUGGACAUGCUCCAUUUGAGUGGAACAAUCCUGAUGACUUUCUCACCAAUAUCAAUAGGUGCCUUAAACAGAACCCCAGUGAACGUCCAACCAUUGAAGAACUGGUUCUACAUUUUAAUUAUGAUUGAUAUGCUCUUAUUGGAUACUGUGGUCACUGUUGGGUCUUCUUCUUGAUGUUGCUCACCUAACUUCUAUGCAUGUGCACCAUGUAGCCUGGUCAAGGCAGAGGCCGAAAUUUCAAAUUGAUAGAAGCACACAAAUGUAUUAAUGUGGUCAAAAAUGAAGAGAGGCAAG
Molecule: messenger RNA, 1028 nt
Organism: Cantharellus anzutake
Lineage: Eukaryota; Fungi; Basidiomycota; Agaricomycetes; Cantharellales; Hydnaceae
Product: kinase-like domain-containing protein
Exons: 6
Coding region: 209-862 (217 amino acids)
Biological process (GO): protein phosphorylation
Cellular component (GO): cytoplasm
Molecular function (GO): ATP binding; protein serine/threonine kinase activity
Source: RefSeq, a predicted model, not a curated record